Molecule: messenger RNA, 4105 nt
Organism: Anthonomus grandis grandis
Lineage: Eukaryota; Metazoa; Arthropoda; Insecta; Coleoptera; Curculionidae
Gene: Usp47
Product: ubiquitin carboxyl-terminal hydrolase 47
Exons: 20
Biological process (GO): protein deubiquitination
Cellular component (GO): cytosol; nucleus
Molecular function (GO): cysteine-type deubiquitinase activity; cysteine-type endopeptidase activity
Source: RefSeq, a predicted model, not a curated record
UAGCACAUGUCAAUUUUCUCCGGUAAUUUUUGCAAAAAUUGUGUUUUGUGAGCUGGAUUGCAAUUUAUGCCCUUUAAUUAGAAUAGCAAACUUUUCAAUAUAUUCGUCCCAUUGUAAUCAGUAGUAGUGACUUCACCUGGUGCUUACGUAUAAAUUCCAGUGACGUAAACAAGUAUUCGUGCUUUUCUAGCUCUAGAGGCUUGCUGGAGAGGAAUUUGGACAAAAAUUCAGCAAAAUUUGCAUUAAAGACUGGGAAAUGAUUAGGUUCACAGUAACAUUAGAUUUUUCUCCUGAGCCUACACCUGAAGACCCAUUCAUUUUUAACUUUGAGAUAACCAAUACAAUAAGUUCUCUGUUUUAUGAAUUAUCAGAAAAAUAUGAACUACCUUCAGAUUUUGAAAUUACUCUCAAAGUUAAUGGUGAAAAAAAGCACACACUAAAUCAUCUAAAAGAAAAAACUCUCUCUGAAGUUUUAUGGCCUAUAUUAGAUGAAGAUGAAUAUGAACUAGUAAUAUCUCUCCUGAAGAUAAAAAAUAUGUCACUAUGUGUAUCAGAUGUUUCAGAAGAUGAAUUGUUUUUGGGUGCUUCUGCCAGUCCUACAGCUGGAGAACUUGCUCUUAGUGAAUAUCCCAGUACACAGUUUGAAGAAUCAACUUAUGAUAGCAGAAGAAGAAAGGCUAGACAGCUUAGUCCUGUCAUAGCGGAAUCACCUACUUAUGUGGGCCUAGUAAAUCAAGCCAUGACCUGUUAUUUAAAUAGUUUAUUGCAAGCAUUAUAUAUGACUCCAGAAUUUCGCAAUGCUCUUUAUAAUUGGGAGUUUGACGGAGCAAAUGAGACUCGCUCAAUACCUUAUCAGUUACAGAAGUUGUUUUUGAAUUUGCAAACUUCCAAUAAAUCUGCAGUGGAAACUACGGACUUAACUACAAGUUUUGGGUGGCAGGGUAGUGAAGCUUGGCACCAACAUGAUAUUCAAGAAUUAUGCAGAGUAAUGUUUGAUGCCCUAGAACAUAAAUUUAAAGAUACUAAGCAAGCUAACCUUAUCAAUGACCUGUACGAAGGAAAGAUGUUGGAUUAUGUCAAAUGUCUAGAAUGUGGCAUUGAAAAAUCUAGAGAAGACACAUUUUUGGAUAUACCAUUGCCUGUUAGACCUUUUGGGUGCACUGUGGCUUACAAUAGUGUGGAAGAAGCACUUAGGGCCUUUGUUCAGCCAGAAACCUUAGAAGGAAAUAACCAAUAUUUUUGUGAAAAAUGUAAUAAAAAGUGUGACGCUCACAAAGGAUUAAAAUUCACUAAGUUUCCAUAUUUGCUCACAUUACACUUAAAAAGGUUUGAUUUCGAUUAUAACUCUAUGCAUCGGAUAAAGCUGAAUGAUAAGGUAGUCUUUCCAGAGAAACUAAACCUGAACUCUUUUGUGCCACCAAGUAAAUCGGAAACCGAACAUACUAAUAUGGGUGAUGGUGACGCAGCUGUAAAGUGUGAUGAUUGUAGUACUACGGAUUCCGGCGCGGCUGAUGACGAAAGUUGUCAGGGCACCGAUUUGUCUUCAGCAGCCAACGGACAGGACGAUAAUUGUGCAGAUGCGUGUAGCGAUGAAGGUAUAGAUGUAAGCUCAGGCAAUAAUCAGAAUGAACCCGAAGCAAAAGGCCCCUACGUUUAUGAACUCUUCAGUAUAAUGAUUCAUUCUGGAAGUGCUUCCGGUGGUCAUUACUAUGCCUAUAUUAAAGAUUUUGAUAAGAAUUCUUGGUUUUGUUUCAACGACCAAACCGUUAGUCCUAUAACAGAAGACGAUAUAAAGAAAACUUACGGCGGAGGGCCGCAACGGGGUUAUUCGGGAGCGUACAGUUCUAGUACCAAUGCCUAUAUGCUAAUGUAUAGGCAAAUUGAUAAGGAUAGGAAUUGUAGAGCGAUAUCCGUUAAUGAAUUCCCUCCGCAUAUAGAGAGCUUAUUGACCAACAUAAGACAAAAGGAGGAAGAGGAGCGAUUAAAUAGAAAGAAGGAAGAUGAAAUGGUUAAAUUAAAUAUCACCUGUAUCCACCCAACAACCGGCGUUUCAAUGGAAUUAAAAAUUUCGACAUUCUCAGAUGAAAAAUUAGGCGAAAUAGCACAGCACGCUUACAUCCGGUUUAAAUUAGACGGAUUGGUGGAAAUAAGGGAUUGCCGACUGGUAGCGUACAACAAACAACAAAAAUGUAUUUAUUGUAGUUUCCAAAGUGAUGAAGUCACAAUUAGAGCCGCCAUGCUUAUGCACCUAACGGUUCAUUAUACGGAUUGGAUGCUGGAAAUUAAAGAACCCGGUACAAAAUGGAAACAAUAUCAAAUAGGAGGCAUUAAUAUGAGAGUUUUUCCUAUAAACUUGGAGACUGAAGACAUAGAAGAACCAACUACUAUUAGGGUCGAGGUGGGAGAAACAGUAGGUCAGCUCAAGCAAGAAUUAGGCCAAUUAUUAAUGGCUGAUCCUCUCCAUUUAAAGGUGAUGUUAGGGAUGUUUUCAAAUGAGGCAAAGUAUUUUGAUGAUGACUCUGAGGUAGUACAUUUCGACUCGAAAGGUUUUGAUUGCAAGAUAUACGUCGGUAAAGAUACAGAAAUGGCCAAAAAGAAUGUUAAUAAAUUGAAGAAAUUAGUCGAUCUGUACAGUUACAUAACCAGUAUUACAAUUUCUAUGCCCAAUACAGAUGAAGACACUCUUGAGACCCUAUCGAUACCACCCUUAGACAUCAACCAGAACGUAGAGAAGCAAGAACCUAUCAAUGACCGGCCUAAUUCCCCAAGUCUAAGGGCCUCUCCGCAGCCAAUAACUGGAGGAAUGUGUGGCGACGGUUACGAUCAAAGUAAUAGUGAAGAUAGUAGCUUAAGUGAUGGAGAUCGAACCCUUAUUGGUGAUGCUCCAGUGGACUGCAUGGCUUUAUCAAGUAACUCUCCUUCUCCGGGUGAUCAACACAUGGCUUCUCCUGAUCCCUGUCAAGGUUCUUAUAACUGUGACGUUAUGGGGAGACCUGACGACGAAAUGUACUGGGAUGAUACCGAAAACCAGCUGGUUUCACAAAAAGAUAUACCUCAGAAUUUAUACUUUAGGGUUGCAGGUAUGCUGUUUGAUUCCGAUCCUAAAACAGAAGAAGAGACAUAUUGUCACGCUAAGGUCUUAGUAGAUAGACGGAUGACCCUAGAAACGUUAAAGAAACACUUAGAACAAGUGUUAAAAGUGCCUUCAGAAUAUUUUAAAGUGUUCCGACAUCAACAUUUGGAUGAAGAAUGGGUGCGAUUAAAAGAUACCUUAAGGUGCCUAAAAGAUGACGAAAGAUUAACAAUUAAGUUAGGAAGAGUAUUGAAAGAGGACGAACACCAAUGUAAAGUGUAUUACCUAAAACAGGACAACAUGGAACCUAAUAACCUCCUUUUUGAACAUAUCAUUGCGAAAAAUCAAGUAGUAGAGUCUGUCAAAAAAGAUAUUUUACAUCAUGCCAAAAAACGACAUAAUUUGGAUAUACCUUAUAAUCGGUGUAGAUUGAGAGAGAAAAGUUGGAAAAAGCCAAAAAAAGUAUAUUUAGACGACCAAAAGUUUGGUGAUGAUAUAUCCCUUCCUUACAAUUUCGAGCUGUACCUACAAGAACUGACUGAACCCGAGUCGGUCACCUCCAAUAAUCAAGUUGUAGUGUUUUUAAGGAGGUUUCACCCGGCAGAAUUAACCUUGGGUCCCUUUCAAGAGGCCGUCUUGGAUUUACUAACGAUGGACGACCUUAAAACGAAAGUUUCUGAGAUUUCUCAGAUUCCUUUAGAACAUUUAGGAGUAGCUAAAGUUAAGUGCAAUUACCCAUACGACAUGCAUAUUUUGGAAAUCGAAGACGAUUUAGAUUGGAAUCCGGACGUUCAAACUUUGGAUCAAUGGCCCUUAAGUGUGGAGGAUGGCUGCAUGUUCUUUUAUAAGGACAACCGAGAGAAACGAAAAGAUCUCACCCUUGAAGAAAAGAAAGAGAUCCGCCAAAAAGAGGACGCGAGAUUGGGCCGGUUAAGUGUAAGAACGUACUCGCCCGGUCGAGAACGCGCCCUUAAAAUCUACUUGCUCGACUCCUCACCGGCCAAAAUCCAAGACGACAUUGACUCUCACGAG